Ahaetulla prasina is the source of this 1604-nucleotide messenger RNA. It is a transcript of the gene TMEM216, whose product is annotated as transmembrane protein 216. The record is from RefSeq and is a predicted model, not a curated record. Gene Ontology annotation, cellular component: ciliary transition zone. NCBI's taxonomy places the organism in Eukaryota, Metazoa, Chordata, Lepidosauria, Squamata, Colubridae. Gene Ontology annotation, biological process: non-motile cilium assembly. Bases 374 to 637 code for a protein of 87 amino acids. The transcript is spliced from 5 exons.
UGCCGUAAAAGAGCCAGCCAAUCCGGCAUGCCCCGAAAGCAGGCGGGGUGCACCUCUCCUGUUGGGAGCAUAACUUUGAGAUGCCCCGUUUAAUCCCAUCUUUCAAGGGAAACGCGGUCUCCUUUUUAAAAUCAUCUUUCAAAAUCAUCAUCUUUUAAAAUCAUGUCCCCAUCGGGUGUCGGAAGGCUGGACUCCGCUACCCUGGAAUUCGCAGCGGAACGCAGAUCGUCAACUUUCCUCUACACCUCUGGAAAUUCUGCUGUUCCUCAAUGGCUGGUAUUAUGCCACAUACUUUUUGCUGGAGAUUUUCAUAUUUGUCUAUAAAGGUCUCUUGUUGCCUUAUCCAUCUGCUAAUCUGGCUUUGGACCUGGUUAUGCUUUUUCUCUAUCUUGGAAUUGAAGUCACAAGGAUAUUUUUUGGCUCCAAAGGUAACCUUUGCCAGCGGAAAGUGCCACUUGCUAUCAGCCUGGCACUAACCUUUCCAGCAGCAGUGAUGGCAGCCUAUUACCUACUUCUGCAGACCUAUGCCUUGCGUUUGGAAGCCAUUCUGAAUGCCAUCCUGCUUUUCUUCUAUGCAGUUGAGCUAUUACUGGGGAUACUAACGUUAGCCUCCUUUUCCAGUUUGGAUUCAUAUUGAGAAUCUCUGUGGAUUGUACUAUGUGAAACACUUUGUGAUUAAGGGAAGUUGCAUGAAACCAUUUCCAUGCCUAGCCCAGGAGGAAGUUGACAAGCUGGUUUCUUGGGCAAGAUGAAAGAACAUAUAGUUCCAGUAUUUGCUUCAGGCAUGCUGAGGUACUGUCCUGAGAGUAGAGUUUCCAAUCCUAGACUGGAUGGUCUAAGCACAUCAUCAUCAUCCUUGUAUCCCAUCCUAGAGCAUAACAAUUGACCCACUUGGACUUGGCGGUAUUCAAGACUGAUUUUUGCAGUUCUCAAGACUGUGGAUCCAUGAACUUCAGCCAGUGCAUAGAUUUUGCCUGCAAAUGCUGUUCUCUUCAGAUUCUUCAAAUGGAAACAUUCUAACACUGACUCAAAUCUUUACUAUGUGUACAAUGACUCUUGUUAGAAUGCCUUUGUCAAGUCUAUUUGUUACAGCUGAUGUCCUGCUCUUAAGAGGGAUGUCCAUUCCCUAGAAAUCAGUAUUGUUAUUGUGGUGUAUUGGUAAUUUGUGAUUGAUACUUGAUUUUUUUCUACAAUACCCUUGACAUAAAUACUUAUUUUUCAACUAUUAUAAUUAUGUGAUAGUUCUAAGUGAUAGAAAUAUGCUCAGCUAUCUCCUGUCUUCGAUCUACAACCAAUGAAAGAUGCACACACACAAACAUAUGUGCUAUGGUAGCUGAGACUUUCAGUCAUGUGUUUAAGUUCAAGGAAAAUUUUGAUUUAACCAGGUUUAUAUGAAGGGGUCCUGAACUGGACCAACAAUUUAAUUUCGUACCUUUUACACAGGACUGGGCAAUUUUUUUGUUGCAGUUGUUGAUGUCAUACUUCCCUUAUUUUGCAUUGAGGAUGGGUGGAAACAGAGUUAUUGUAAUAGAGGUAAUCUUUGAUUUAUGACCACAGUUGACCCAAAAUAUCCAUUGAUAAGCAAGACAGUUGUUAAGUGAAUU